GGCGGGCCCUGCGCGCUGAUGGCUGCGGGCAGCUGAGGGCCCCGCGGCGCGCCAGGGAUUGCCCAGACCCUCCCCUCGCCCGGCGCCUCUGCUGCCGCGCUCCCCGCGGGGAUCCGCCCCGCUGCCCGGCCGGGCGGGCGGGGGGGGACAUGGCGGCCCACAAGCCGGUGGAGUGGGUGCAGGCCGUGGUGAACCGCUUCGAUGAGCAGCUUCCAAUAAAGGCUGGCCAGCAGAAUACCCACACCAAAGUCAGUACGGAACACAACAAGGAGUGUCUCAUCAACAUUUCCAAGUACAAGUUUUCCCUGGUCAUCAGUGGUCUCACUAAUAUCCUAAAAAAUGUCAAUAACAUGAGAAUAUUUGGAGAAACUGCUGAAAAGAAUUUAUAUCUAUCUCAGCUGAUUAUCUUGGAUACACUGGAAAAAUGCCUGGCAGGGCAACCAAAGGAUACCAUGCGACUCGAUGAGACUAUGCUGGUGAAACAGUUGCUGCCAGAGAUCUGCCACUUCAUCCACACCUACCGUGAAGGGAACCAGCAUGCGGCUGAGCUGCGGAAUUCUGCCUCUGGGGUUCUUUUUUCUCUGAGCUGCAAUAACUUCAACGCUGUCUUCAGCCGCAUUUCCACCAGAUUACAGGAGCUGACAGUUUGUUCAGAAGAUAAUGCUGAUGUUCAUGAUAUUGAACUUUUACAGUACAUCAGUGUGGAUUGUUCAAAACUAAAGCGGCUCUUGCAAGAGACUGUGUUCAAGUUUAAAGCCCUUAAGAAAGUAGCUCAGUUAGCUGUUAUCAACAGCCUUGAAAAGGCAUUUUGGAACUGGGUGGAAAACUAUCCCGAUGAAUUCACAAAGCUGUAUCAAACACCACAGACUGAUAUGGCUGAUUGUGCAGAGAAGUUGUUUGACUUGGUGGAUGGCUUUGCUGAAAGCACAAAACGUAAAGCAGCAGUUUGGCCCCUGCAAAUCAUCCUCCUGGUCCUGUGUCCAGAGAUAAUCCAAGACAUAGCAAAGGAUGUGGUAGAAGAAACUAAAAUGAACAAGAAACUGUUCCUGGACAAUCUCAGGAAGGCACUUGCUGUCCACAGUGGGAGCAGACAGCUGACUGAAAGUGCUGCUAUUGCUUGUGUUAAACUGUGCAAAGCAUCUACCUACAUCAACUGGGAAGAUAACUCCAUCAUUUUCCUUCUAGUGCAGUCCAUGGUGGUAGAUCUGAAGAAUUUGCUGUUCAAUCCAAGCAAACCCUUUUCAAGAGGCAAUCAAAACGCAGAUGUGGACCUUAUGAUUGACUGCUUAGUAUCCUGCUUCCGCAUAAACCCUCACAAUAACCAACACUUCAAGAUCUGCUUGGCACAGAAUUCCCCAUCAACGUUUCAUUACGUUCUGGUCAAUUCGCUUCACCGAAUAAUCACAAAUUCUGCACUGGACUGGUGGCCCAAGAUCGAUGCGGUGUACUGCCAUUCCAUGGAGCUGCGCAGCAUGUUCAGCGAGACCCUUCACAAGGCGAUCCAGGGCUGUGGCGCACACCCGGCCAUCCGCAUGACGCCGAGUCUUACAUUUAAGGAGAAAAUGACAAGCCUUAAAUUUAAAGAAAAACCUACUGAUUUGGAAACCAGAAGCUACAAGUUCUUGCUCUUAUCCUUGGUAAAACUGAUCCAUGCUGAUCCAAAGCUUUUGCUCUGUAAUCCAAGGAAGCAAGGGCCUGAGACACAGGGUAGCACGGCUGAACUGAUUACAGGCCUUGUACAACUGGUUCCCCAGUCCAGCAUGCCAGAUAUAGCACAAGAAGCCAUGGAGGUAAGGA
Messenger RNA from Colius striatus (speckled mousebird), 1797 nucleotides. RefSeq names its product neurofibromin-like. The annotation marks the transcript as partial. The record is from RefSeq and is a predicted model, not a curated record. Lineage: Eukaryota; Metazoa; Chordata; Aves; Coliiformes; Coliidae. The transcript is spliced from 14 exons.